This is a messenger RNA of Podospora pseudocomata, 1194 nucleotides long. RefSeq lists its product as uncharacterized. The record is from RefSeq and is a predicted model, not a curated record. The transcript has a single exon. Lineage: Eukaryota; Fungi; Ascomycota; Sordariomycetes; Sordariales; Podosporaceae. The coding region runs from base 1 to 1194 and encodes 397 amino acids. Gene Ontology annotation, biological process: carbohydrate metabolic process.
AUGGUUUCCACCACAUGGGGCGGAUUGGCUGCUCGAGCUCUCUUUUAUAUGUCUAUUCACCGGCUCGGCCACGCUGCAACUGACGCGCCCUACGCCGAAAAUGCUGAACUCGCAGCCAAGGUUCUUCAAGACUGGUUUAAACCGCAAACGGGGGGGUGGAGCACAGGGGGUUGGUGGCAGAACGCAAACAUUCUUACAGUUUUGACAGACUGGGCUCUGCUUGAGGGUCCAAAUCAGCAUGUCAAUGUUACCGAUAUUGCUGCCACUACGUUUGUGAAUGCUCAGAAGGAGAACGUGCAAAUCGGAAAACGACACAGAGCAGGCGAGCGGAUGGCCUCAUCAAGAAAGCACAAGCGGACGACGGAGAGCGGUUACCCUAAGUUUAUCAACACAUUUUACGAUGACGAGGGGUGGUGGGCAUUGGCUUGGAUCAGAUCGUACGACCUAACGAAGAAGAUCGAAUACCUCAGUAUGGCGGAAAGCAUUUUUGAUGAUAUGAGAACCGGCGCCGACAACGUCUGUGGCGGCGGUAUCUUGUGGAACAAGACGAUGAGGUACAAGGCCGCCAUCGCCAACGAGCUCUACCUUACCGUGGCUGCCAGUCUCGCCAACCGGGUGCAGGGUUCCAAAGACCAUUACCUUCAGAUCGCAAGAGAACAGUGGGUAUGGUUUAAGAAGAGUGGGUUGAUCAACAAGGAUAACCUGAUCAACGACGGCCUCAACAGCACCACCUGCCUCAACAACAACGAGACUACCUGGUCCUACAAUCAGGGGGUCAUCCUGGGUGGUCUGGUCGAGCUCAGCAAAGCCGCGGGCAACGACUCGUAUCUCUCGCCAGCGGUCGACAUUGCCGAAGCGGCCAUCGCCAGUCUACAAGAUGAAGACGGCAUCCUUCAUGAAGCCGACCACUGCGACAUGCGAGCGGACUGUGGUGAGGAUGGGCCGCAGUUCAAGGGUAUCUUUAUUCGGAACCUGCACUACCUAUACAAGGCUGUUCCCAAUGAGAAAUUCGCGAUGACAAUCAAGAAGAACGCGGAUUCGAUCUGGGCCAAGGGCCGGGACCCAAGGACAAAUCGAUUAGGGCUAUCUUGGGUGGGCAAGCCGGAAGCGGGGAUUGGCCCGACGGCGAAAACACACAGCAGCGGGAUGGACGCGUUGGUUGCGGCGAUGGGUGCGAUUGCUGGAAGCAAGUAG